CGCGCGCCCCAGCGCCUCUGCCGAGUGUCGGCUGGGCCUGAAGGCUUCUACGAUCCGGCCUGUGGGUGCCCUGCUCCGGUGGCCACGCCGCCGCACCCCUUUCUCUCUCUCUGCCCCGGCCACUCUCUUCCCCUUCGUAAUCCACCACCCCCUCCCCCGUACCCACACCACCACCACCACCACCGGUCGGCGUGCCUGGGUGCCACCAGCUCGCCUGACAGUCGUGGGGGAGCUGGAGCCCAGGUUCAACAGCUCGACGGUGGGUGCCACAAGCAAGCCUCAGAAAAUGUCAGGCAUCCUCCGGGAACUGCUUCGGCUCUCCGAGAAAGCCGCCAACAUCGCCCGGGCGUGCAGGCAGCAGGAGGCCCUCUUCCAGCUGCUCAUCGAAGAGAAGAAAGCCGGGGAGAAGAACAAGAAGUUCGCGGUGGAUUUCAAGACCCUCGCCGAUGUCCUGGUACAGGAGGUUAUAAAGCAGAAUAUGGACAGCAAGUUUCCAGGACUGGGGAAGAAAAUUUUUGGAGAAGAAUCCAAUGAAUUUACUAAUGAUUUAGGGGAAAAGAUUACCAUGGAACUGUGUUCAACAGAGGAAGCAACUGCAGAGCUGCUCAGCAGAGUCCUUAAUGGCAACAAGUCAGCCUCGGACGCUCUAGCUAGGGUGGUGCAUGAAGACGUUGCCUUUUCUGACCCGACCCUGGAUUCCCUGGAGAUCAGCAUCCCACAGGACAUUCUAGGAAUCUGGGUGGAUCCCAUAGAUUCAACUUAUCAGUAUAUUAAAGGUUCUGCUGAUGUUAAACCAAACCAAGGUGUUUUCCCAAGCGGACUUCAGUGUGUAACCAUUUUAAUUGGUGUCUAUGACAUACAGACAGGCAUGCCUCUGAUGGGAGUUAUCAACCAACCUUUUGUGACUCAAGACCUAAAUACACUCAGAUGGAAAGGACAGUGCUACUGGGGCCUUUCCUACAUGGGGACCAACGUCCAUUCCCUUCAGCUGGACAUCUCUGAAAGAACCAGCACAGAGACGCAGGCGGACAAGGCCAGCCCCGACGCGGAAUCCUCGCGCCCCUUUUCGGCCGUCAUUAGUACAAGCGAAAAGGAAACUAUCAAAGCCGCAUUGUCACGCGUGUGUGGAGGUAGCAUCUUCCGCGCAGCUGGGGCUGGCUACAAAAGCCUCUGUGUUGUCCAGGGCCUUGUUGACAUUUACAUCUUUUCAGAGGACACCACGUACAAGUGGGACGUUUGUGCUGCUCACGCCAUCCUGAGGGCCAUGGGUGGGGGCGUGGUGGACAUGAAAGCGUGCUUGCAGAGAAGUGGCGACGCAGGGCGGGCCCUGCCGCAGUUGCUGUACCACGCGGAGAACGAAGGCGCGGCUGGGGUGGAUCGCUGGGCCAACCAGGGAGGACUGAUCGCAUACAGAUCCACGAGGCGGCUGGAGGCGUUCCUGAGCCACCUUACCCAAAACCUUGCCUCCCUGGAGACACCGACUUAGUACUCUGACAUCAAUGUAGCCUUAAGCGAAACAGAAGCUGUCUGCCAUUAUCUCUAUCUGUUGAAGAUAGUUUUGUCUUAUUGGUGGUUCAUAUUCACUCUCCUCUUUUGAGGAGCAUUUUCCAUUAUGUGUUCAUGAUGUUUAUUUCAAUAAAUUACUUGUGUUCAUGCAGCAAUUAAAA
Jaculus jaculus (lesser Egyptian jerboa) is the source of this 1667-nucleotide messenger RNA. RefSeq names its product inositol polyphosphate-1-phosphatase (gene Inpp1). The transcript has 6 exons. Bases 287 to 1486 code for a protein of 399 amino acids. Gene Ontology annotation, molecular function: inositol-1,4-bisphosphate 1-phosphatase activity. Lineage: Eukaryota; Metazoa; Chordata; Mammalia; Rodentia; Dipodidae. Gene Ontology annotation, biological process: phosphatidylinositol phosphate biosynthetic process. The record is from RefSeq and is a predicted model, not a curated record.